GCCAUCAUUACACGUACUCUAUAAACUUGUAGAUCUCAGUACAUAGAUCUACACAAUGGUCGUGUAAAAUUAAAUAAUCGGCCACAGUGACUCUAAUAAAGGAUAGCUUUUACAAAAGUUAUGAUCAUAGUUUUAUUCUUUAAAAUUAUGCAAAACUUAACACUGGCUUUUGAAUAUUAUUCGAAACGUUACGUUGUAGGCGUAGUAUAUUGAAUAUAUGUAUAUUAUGUGAAUACUAUAGGUAUAUACGAGAAAAGUAUUUAAUCAAAAGCUAAAGAACUCGUAUAUUUUGAAAAAAAAGAAUUUCAUGGUAUACGUCAAGCUUUGCUGCCACUCUACUUUUACCAACAGCUGCAACGUGCAGAGACUGUUUGGCGGUAUUGAUAUUUUUUAAAGUUACUUUUGCUUUGUGAAGAGAAUUUUCACAACGAAUUUAACAGUGUUCUAAGAAAAUGAAGCUUUUAACUCAUAACAUGUUAACAUCCAAGUGCCUCAAAGGUGUGACUGUUGGAUAUCCCUUGGGAAUUGUGGCAAAGGACAUUAAACUGUGUGUGGUAGAUUUUAAUUCUGAAUUCAUUGCAAGAAUAAUACCAAAACUGGACUGGGCUACACUUUGGAAAGCUGCAGAUAGUAUAGGACAUGUUGGUGAACUUCCUCAAACACUUAUUCAAGACUUUGAGACGAACGAAGAGUUUUUAAAGAAAGUUCAUCAUGUGCUGCUAGAGGUUGAUGUUAUAAACGGCGAUUUAUUAUGUCCAGAAUCAGGCAGAAAAUUUCCAAUUAAUGACGGCAUACCUAAUAUGCUACUAAAUGAAGAUGAGGUUUAAAAUCUUACAUAAGACAUACACAGCUCGAUUUACUGGUAAAUGCCACUUGACAGAAACUCAUGUGUCAUAUUCUCUAAACCAAACCACAAUUUUGUUAUGCAAAUAGUGAAUGUAUUAAGCAUAUACACACUUUGUAAAGUCCUUUUUUAAUAUAUGUUUUUUAUGUUGUUAAA
Molecule: messenger RNA, 1000 nt
Organism: Cephus cinctus (wheat stem sawfly)
Lineage: Eukaryota; Metazoa; Arthropoda; Insecta; Hymenoptera; Cephidae
Gene: Trmt112
Product: multifunctional methyltransferase subunit TRM112-like protein
Exons: 3
Coding region: 453-827 (124 amino acids)
Biological process (GO): peptidyl-glutamine methylation; rRNA (guanine-N7)-methylation; tRNA methylation
Molecular function (GO): protein heterodimerization activity
Source: RefSeq, a predicted model, not a curated record